AUAUAUCUAUAUAUACGUCGACCACGACAGUCUAGUUCUGAUAACCGCCAUCGCUACCCAGCGGCGACGAACUGCGUGCGAAUGGACGAUGGAUAUGCCUGUAUCGGCAAAGACGUCUGGAUGCAAGCCCGGAAUUCAACCAGCGUCACCCCCGCAACAAGCUGAGAGCAGCAGCCCCAGCAGCCAAACCAGGGUCUUCAAUUGGCUUCCCACCAUUGCUUUCCUCUUCCUCACCUAUAACUCCACAGAGUCAGCCUACCGAUCUCGCCAUGACCUCCCGACGCUGGCCUUCAUAGCAUUCGCCUAUGUCGACUUGGUGAUGCUUCUCUUUUGCCUCAAGCAGUUCGAGAAACUGAGCCCCGAGAGCGCGCCGGCGAAGAGGGAGCAGCUCAAGGCCGCGGUUUGGGUCCUCACGACGGCUCUCAACCUCGCAUUUGCCUGGCGUGUGGCAGAGAUAAUGCCGUGGCUACUAAGUGUCUUGGUCUGGCUGAUGUCAGUGUCGGUAGCUAUUGGGGGGUUUUAUGGGCUCUUCAUCCACCAGGGUGCGAAAGAUAGUGUUGCUGAUGGUCACGGCUAUUCGCUUGUCAAAAAUGCGGAACUUGCUCCUGGAGAAAAGGUCUAAGUCUGCAUGCUCUUGCACUGUAUUUGUGUAGUGCAGUGUGAGGUGUGUUGUGCUCAGUCAUCUAUGUGUGUGUCAUGCGGUAUGGAUUGCAGUUGAUGUCUGGUUAUAGCGUGGACUAUGUAAUAAACAGGUAUUUGACAUGAAAUAAGUCCAGUGGCAUUCUGUGGCCAUCAUCUAAUAACUAUGAUCGAAUUUGUAAUAAUGUGGGUUGCACCCCAAAAUAUGAGGUGGAUUAUAACUCACUGCAUGAAAUUUGAUUGCUGGUUCAA
This is a messenger RNA of Musa acuminata AAA Group (dessert banana), 891 nucleotides long. RefSeq lists its product as uncharacterized. NCBI's taxonomy places the organism in Eukaryota, Viridiplantae, Streptophyta, Magnoliopsida, Zingiberales, Musaceae. The transcript is spliced from 2 exons. Bases 89 to 622 code for a protein of 177 amino acids. The record is from RefSeq and is a predicted model, not a curated record.